Anas platyrhynchos (mallard) is the source of this 925-nucleotide messenger RNA. RefSeq names its product clarin 3 (gene CLRN3). Lineage: Eukaryota; Metazoa; Chordata; Aves; Anseriformes; Anatidae. The record is from RefSeq and is a predicted model, not a curated record.
GUUCAGCUAGCACGCAGAGCAGAUUCCAGGGAGUGAAAGGAGAAAACCACCUCACGCCAAGCAGGGCUGAAAGGAAGAAAAUCCCCUGAACCCGUGGAAAAUUUCUGUCUGCCAAAAUGCCGACCAGAGAAAAGAAACUCAUGUUUGGAGCUGCUUUUUUAACCAGCGUUUUAUCUUUCGUGAUCAUUUGUGUCGUUCUCGGAACCCAGAGAUGGAUCAGCAGCACAAUCUACUUUUCCCAAUCAAACAGCAGCACUUCGGUAACCAUCAUCUACGGACUUUUCAGUGGCACCUGUGCCUCGAAAAUCGAUGCUGGAGUUCAGUUUUCAGGCGGUAGUUUCCAAGUUGCAGAACUGGUGAACAGCAGCAGAAAAGGCAUCAACGUCACGAUCAUCGUGCUUCUGGUCCUCAGCUUACUCAGCUCCCUUCUGAGCUCAGGAUUUACAUUCACUAACGCUGUGAGCAAUCCCUACCAGACGUUUCUGGGACCCAUUGGAGUCUACACCUGGAACGCCAUAGGUGGAUUCUUCACGCUCAUAGUCAUGAUACUUUUUGCAGUGAACGUGCAAGGCAACAACCUGUCUGUAGAGCUGGCCACCAAAUGCGCUUCUAUUCAGCAGAACCAUACCGGAUCUAAACACAAUUAUGAUUAUUCCUACUGGAUCCUGCUGCUUCACAUUCUUUUUAGCUGUGCUACUAUAGUCAUCAUUAUUUUCUACAGCUGCGCAAGGUAUACUAAGAAGAAAGAACAGGAGAGACCAAUUGAAAACGCAUCCAAAGACGUCAUUCUGUUUUAAGGAUAUCACUGAAAAGAAGGUGUAAAAGAAAAAAGUAUUUAAUGUGGACAAUCACGGCCAAUAAUUUAUGUACAAAUUGAAGGUAUGUGUAUAGCUCAAUUAACAAAAUAGCCUGUUGCACCUCCAAA